This is a messenger RNA of Strigops habroptila (Kakapo), 2823 nucleotides long. RefSeq names its product NADH-cytochrome b5 reductase-like (gene CYB5R5). Bases 814 to 1740 code for a protein of 308 amino acids. The transcript has 7 exons. Gene Ontology annotation, molecular function: oxidoreductase activity. Lineage: Eukaryota; Metazoa; Chordata; Aves; Psittaciformes; Psittacidae. The record is from RefSeq and is a predicted model, not a curated record.
UGCCCCGGGGCGGGCAGGGCUGGAGCGGGUCCUGGGUAUGCACCGUGAGUGCCCGGAGCCUGGCCGGGGUCUCGUCGUACCCAUGUGGGCGCUGAGGGCCCCGCACCAGGGCACGGAAGCGGCGGCCGCUGUGGGGAGCAGGACCUCUGGCGUGUCUGGGUCUGUUCUCCCCCUGUAACGUUAGAACAAGCGUGUUUAUGUUGCAGGGGUGAGUGUUGGUUAAUUAGUUCACCUUGAAAAUGAAGCUGCGCUAAGUGUUAAGUGGUCUCUCCUCAGCUUCCUCACCCGUGGCUUUGUAAUUUCCUGUGCACCUCCUUGUGUUUCAGGGAUACAAAUGGGUUGGGAGCAGUGCGGAGCCAACUGUUGUGUAAAAAUAGCAGAGCCCCGAGAGGUCACGGUUUUGGUUUGAGGAGCAUUUGGUGGGUACAGCUUGCUCUGAAGCGAGGGAAGUGGUGAGGGGUAAAGAAUGGGUUGGGCUGGAAGGGACCUUAGAGAUCAUCCACUUCCAACCCCCUGCCACAGACAGGGACACCCGUUUCCUACAUGUCUGCAUUUAAAGCCAGGCUCAGAUCUGCUCAUAACUGAGUGUUCAUUUGUUUACCUUUGACUUUACCAUAUUUGCAUCCAGUCUCUUGCCUUAAACCACACUUCCAGCUCAUUGCCCUUCCCCGUUUUAAACCUGUGCUCUAUCCCGGUGGCUGGAGUUCAUCAUUUGUUCCAAUGGACCAAGCUGCAGACUUUUAAGAUGCUUCCAUUCUGGAUGAACAAGCCACUCUUUUGUAGGAAAUCACCACAGCAGAACAAGCAGGAACAAUGAGUGGAAAUGAGCACGACUGGCUGGCUCUCAAACCCCAGGAACCUUCUCCAUCCCAGUGCUGCGGCGGCGGCUGCAAACCCUGCAUCUAUGAUGUGUAUGAGAAGGAGCUUGCACAAUGGGAGAGGGCCAAAGCAAAGCAAGACAAAAGCCUUCUCAUGGAAAAGAAGGAGCAGAGCAAUAAUUCAGAGCUGAAUCCAGAUACAUUUACUGCAUUCAACAUAAGCUCAGUGGAGCAGCUAACAGAGGACACCUACCAGUACAGAUUUGAAUUACCGGGAAAUAGCAGCCUGCGCUUGAGUUUAGGACAACAUAUCGUGUUAAGAGGAGUGGUGAAUGGUUUGGAGGUCCAGCGAGCCUAUACUCCGAUUAGCCCAGGGAAUGCAGAAGGUUACUUUGAAGUUUUAAUCAAAUGCUAUGAAGCUGGGCUAAUGUCACAAUACAUAAAAACAUGGAAAAAAGGAGACAUGGUCUUUUGGCGUGGGCCAUUUGGAGGGUUCCCAUAUCGACCUAAUAAGCAUGGAGAACUCCUCAUGCUGGCAGCUGGUACCGGCCUCGCACCGAUGCUUCCCAUCCUCCAGUCCAUAACAGAUGAUGAAGAGGAUGAAACCUUUGUAACUCUUGUUUGCUGCUUCCCUACCUAUGACAAAAUUUAUCUGAAACCUCUUCUCCAGGAUCUGGCUCGAUUCUGGAACAUCAGAAUAUUUUAUGUCCUAAGCCAGGAAACUUCCCUGGAAAAACUUCCCUGGAGCUAUCAGGAAAACACAUAUGCUGGUCGUCUCGAUGAAGACUUGAUGAAGACUAUAAUAAAUUCCUGCAGAAGAAGGCCAUUUGUAUUAAUCUGUGGCUCUUCUGCGUUCAAUGAAGAUAUGGGUAGAUAUCUUAGAGCUGCAGGAAUUGAAGAAGAUUCCUGUUUUGUCUUUUAGCAGGAUAUUCCUGACCUCAGGAACUGCAGGCUGAGCCUUGGACGUCCUUGUUUCUCUGCAGACAUUGCUCAAAACCAGUUGUCUCAAUAGACUGACUCCCUUGUGCAUAUACUUAUAUAGGCCUUUGGAUCAAAUAUUUAUAUCCAGUAUGAUUCUCACUCUUGAGUGUUUUAAGGAAUGGGUGCCAUUCCAGAGUGACUGCUACCACUGUGGGUGCUGUGCCACCCACACCUCAGGGAGCAGCAUGGUAAUGUUAAUGGAAGUCUUCACAUGCAGUUUUAAGAGGGGGAUCUCCUAAGAGCACUAAAAAGUAUCCAAGUAGAGAGCUCUGCUGCAAUACAAAGAUCAGUGAGUUGCUUUGCAAUCCUUGUUAGUCUGCAGCGGUAUUGUGCCCUGAUGGGUGUCCAGGGGAGAGGCUUAAUCCCCAGGGAGAAGACUGCCUGGCCAAGGGAACAGCAGUGUGCUGGCCCAGCAUUCGGGAUCUGUGGGGUGCAUUUUGGUUGUGUCAUUAUCGUGCUGAGUGAUGCCAGGUGAGUCACUUCAACCUCUCUGCACCUCAGUUGCCCUGUUUUACACUAAUACAGAGUAAGAAGCACUGAUCUUCUGUGGGAAGAGCCUUUCCAGCCUGCAUUACCCACCCUGGUCCUUAAUGCUUGAAAUGCUGCCUGGGGAGAGAAAGAGCAUGUCCUAAAACUGAGAAAGCAUCCAGGAUGUGGCUGCUAUCUGCCAGGGAGGAUGGUUGUUUGCUUUCCAUGUCCCCUAUGUGUUGUAUCAUAGCUCUGGUUCAUUAAAUUGAACCUCUUUCCAAAUAAACAGCUGUUUCUUUUUCUCACAGGGCUCUCUCAGGUGCCCAAGGCAGUGCCAUAGGCAUACAAGAACACAACCUGAGGAGUGAAAGCUUCAUGGGGCUGUGCCUGAGUGCUCCCCUGUGGGGCAGGGGGCAGAGCCAGCCUGGGUGUCCCAGCCCCUUCCAUUUCAGCCCAAGAUGCUGCUACUUUUCCUCUGAGAUACCCACUUGCUGCUCUUUCACUUUCAGACCACUGUUUUUACUAACUACACCUGGAAAUACAGCCUUUCUGCACA